AAAAAAAAAGCUUGAACUCAAAAAAGCGACCGGAAGUUUUAUAGUUUUAACCUUAAAAUAAAAGAGUUUUAGUCCAUGUGUUUACUUUCUUUACGAUUGAAGGACGGAUGCUGGCUGACAUCUGCUCCUAGCGGCAGCCGGUGGCGGUGCUGUUAGCAUUAGCUAGCUGGUUAGCUGAGGCUGAUUGACGCGGGCGAAGCAUCGGGCAGCCGGACCCAACUGCAGCAGACGAAAGGAAAGACUUUAUAUUUGAUAAAAACAACUUCUUAAAAGUGAAAAGAUAUCACCGAAGGCGAGUGUCGACACUUUGUUUCUAGCGAGUUAGCAUUUAGUUUCGGGCUAGCUAACUUCAGCUUAGCCAUUGUUAGCUGACAUCUGUAAACACUGGCUCUGUGUGUAGCUUUAGCCAAACAAGCACAAUGAGCUCCGGAACGGCCGCAGCGGCCACGCAAGCCGCCCCGGACGAUGACGGCAUGACGUGGUGGUACCGGUGGCUGUGUAAAAUAGCUGGGGUUCUGGGAGGAAUCUCCUGUGCCGUCGCAGGAGUGUGGAACUGCGUCACCGUGAACCCGUUGAACAUUGCUGCUGGAGUGUGGAUGGUGUUGAACGCUUUUGUGCUGUUCCUGUGUGAAGUGCCAUUCUGCUGCCAGUUCAUAGAGUUUGCUAAUGCAAUAGCAGCUCGUGCAGACAAACUCAAACCGUGGCAGAAAGCCCUCUUCUACUGCGGGAUGGCUCUGUUUCCCGUAGUGUUGAAGUUCUCCAUGACAACCUUGUUUGGGAACGCCAUCGCCUUUGCUACAGGAGUUCUGUACGGCCUCGCAUCUUUAGGCAAAAAGGGAGAUGCAGUGUCUUAUGCCAGACUUCAGCAUCAGAAACAGGGCGACGAAGAGAGGAUGGCAGGGACGGAAAACGGUGCUCCACAGUGAGGCGUCUACCUUCCCAACCUCCCCCUCUACUUUCUUCAGAUCCUGCCCUCCAUUCUUCCUCCCUCCCCCACUAUCACUUCUGUCACUACAUAACAAAGGUAUUUAGUUUAUAUAAUCCCUUUAAAUUGCUACCUUCUUUUUAUCUGGACCUAAUAAGUUGAUGUUGGAUUCAGUCCAUUAUUUGGUACCUGGUGUGCAAAUCUCUUAAAAUGUAAAGUUUUGUUUUCAUGUUUUUAUUCCCGCAUAUGGGUUUUAUUUAUAUAUUACUUUGUCCCUUUGUUGCUGCUGUUGUUUGUGAACCCUCUUUUCAGGAAACAUGUGCGUAACUUCUUUGUAGCCCAAGAGCCUUUUAGGAAAUCUGAAUAGUAAUUAAUGUGAUUGUAAAAUGUACAUAUUUGACUUCAGGUUGUUCACUAUGACUUUGAGGCUGUGAUUCAGAGUUGUCUGAGAUGUAAAGUGGGUAAAGAUAAGUCAAAAAUCCCCAGAUGUUUUUGGCAGCACAACCCAAAUGUUGAUACCAGCUUGUCUAACAUUGUUAUCAUCGCAAAGAGUAGGGGACCGUGGGGGUUUCCAGCAAACUGGGCCAUCUGCGUUUAAUGUAUGUCUUAUCAUAACUGCGUAUUUUUAUGCCUGGUACUAUUGUACAGCAACUACUUUUAGGGGACUUUCAAACCUGAAAGACAAAACCGUGGUUAAUUUCUUUGUUACAUCGUUUACAGUUGAUCCAGUUAGGUCUGAUUUGGCAUUGCAAUUUAUGGCUAAAGACUUUUGUAUGGCAUAAGUACUUUCUGUCAUCACCUUCACUUCACAUUGAUGCGUUAGUAGAUGGGCCUGGAGUCAGGGUGUUGUCUGUUCAGCAGGUUGUAGUCUCGCUGUUUGAAUUCUGAGAAUGAAUGAACUGGUUCAUUUGGUUAAUUCAUUGCUAAUGUAAUGGCAUUAUGGUUUCACUACCAGCAUCACAAACUUCAGGUGCAUUACUCGUCACUCAAGUAUUACGAUGUCUGAGGCGAAAACUUUACGUAAACCUGUGAACCGCCUCUGCUUCUUUCUUAUCUCCGAUUGCUUAAUGGUGUCUCAACUUCCUGCAAUUGGUCCGAAAGUCCAAACUAUCCCAGAAAACUGUAAACACGUGAUCUGAGCCAUGGUUCAGUUUGAGGAGCGGGACCGCCUCUUUUUGUCUGACUAAAUUAUGGUCUGUUGGGCCAGAUCCAUGGUCCAAGGUACGUCUCACACCUGUUAUUUUGGUUCAGGCUAAACUAAAAAAGUCUUAAAGUCGGGAGCAAACAAGGUUGGUGUGAAUUGCCCUUUGUCCCCAGCUCCUGAAAAGCAGAGUUAGACCCUGAGAUCCUUAUAAGGUUCAUGGUCCCAGGGGAAUGUACCUUUGGUGGAAAAUGACCUGAUAGAAGAGAAACUGUUUUUAUAUUAAAAGUGAGUUGAGGUCCUGAUGAAGACUACUAUUAGAAAGGAUCUGCUUCCAUUUUGGAUUGUAGUAUUUUUAAACCUAUCUUAACACAUACUAUUCAGCCAGUAGAAAUAGCGUCCAAGUCUAUUUUUCUUGAAUCUCUGAAUAAUGUGAAAAAUACUUUUUCACCAGUUUGGUUGAAAUCAAUGUCUUGUUUUUUAACAUUUUUAGACAACAAAAUCAUAGCGAAAUAAUAGAUUUAACGAUCUUUCCUCUGAGCUUUAUAAAUACGAAUCACACGAAAACACAGACACUCAGAGCUGGAUAUAGGCUAGAAACAAUUGUAGAGUAAAAUUCACUUUCAUUGAAAAAACAGUUCCUUAAACAUCUUCGGAAUUACUCAUCAGACUCCACUAUGUGCCUGAGAGUUGCAUCUCAGAAAUGGCAAGUCUGAAGUUUAGAUACAAACUGAGUGAGUUUGGUGUUAUAGUGUUACACCCCCUGCACACAUACAACUCUGAACUGCAGCUUCAAAUUAUUUAUGAACAUAUAAGGGCAUUAGGGAUGUUUCGAACAUCAGGGAAUGUAUCUGGUAAACCCAAAGACACAGAAAGUUGAAAGUUUAGUUUUAUUUUGUGCUUUCAUACGUUUAUUUCCCCCCUUUGGUAUAAGCUCAGUUAAAGCAACAAAUCUUUGGUAGCAUUGAAAAGAGGGAAUUUCAUUUAGAGCUUUCAGUGCAUGGGUCCUUGUUUACGAGCGGUUGCUCAUGUCGGAGCAGCCGGUAGCCAGGAUGUGGCUGCAGAUUUUGUGGCAUGUUUUGCACCGGAAAAAUGGAAAGUGCGCUUAUUUUAUUGGCUUCUUAAAAAGGUGUCGUGCUUUUCUUUUCUUUACAAUUCCUGAAUAUUGUUUGUGUUUUGUUAUGAGUCUUAAUUAGUGCAUUAACCGACCAUUAAAUUUGAAUGAGGGGUAGUGAGUUGAUUAAGGGACUAAUUGGUGUGUAUCCCACCCAAUCCUCACAGCCACAGCUUGUUUUGUCAUUCAAAUGAGUACCACAAUGGCCGACAAAUAUUGAGGUUGUGUUCGUGUUGUUUUUUGGCCGUGCCUCUGUUGUAUUGCUGGUAACAAGGAAUAAGUGUUGACACAAACCUCUUACAGCUGUCUCCUGCUCAUAUCUUGUUACUGGCCGGUCAGUGACUCGGUGGAUCGCUCGCACAUCACCACCAGCUCUCAGGUGACAUACUUUGACAAUGAAUAGCGUAAAGAUACAGUUAAAAAAGUGGUGUAUGAUCAUAGAUAUAUGAUAACUAGUGUGACUUAUCACCCUACAGGAGCUAAUGUUAAAGCAUUUUAAAUGUUCAUGCUCACAAGAGGUUAAACACCAAGUACACACCAGCGAUAUGCUACAGUCUGACACUACACACAUUCGCUCUUAUAGGAGGUAAAAACACUGCUCUCAUUGUCCAAAGCUGUCCACCCACCUGUCCGUUUUGAAUUGUAUUGUGUGUCCUCUGAUGUAAGGGUUGUGUAUAAAGUGUGUUCUGAUGUGAAUCCUCAUCCUGUAAUGAAUUAAUGAAUUAAAAAAAACUUCCUACUA
Molecule: messenger RNA, 3922 nt
Organism: Platichthys flesus (European flounder)
Lineage: Eukaryota; Metazoa; Chordata; Actinopteri; Pleuronectiformes; Pleuronectidae
Gene: cacfd1
Product: calcium channel flower domain containing 1
Exons: 5
Coding region: 420-926 (168 amino acids)
Biological process (GO): vesicle-mediated transport
Cellular component (GO): membrane
Source: RefSeq, a predicted model, not a curated record